Cornus florida is the source of this 595-nucleotide messenger RNA. RefSeq names its product outer envelope membrane protein 7. The record is from RefSeq and is a predicted model, not a curated record. The transcript has a single exon. Lineage: Eukaryota; Viridiplantae; Streptophyta; Magnoliopsida; Cornales; Cornaceae. The coding region runs from base 90 to 332 and encodes 80 amino acids.
GUCUCUCCCUUUCUCCAUUCCCCAAGACGAGUGUGUUGUAGAGACUAGAGAGAGUGUGUUUUAGAAAGAAAAAGAGAGAGAGAAAAAAAAUGGGGGCAGUGACGACUGCGGUGAUUGCAAUCGCGGGACUGGUUCUGGGAUGGGUAGCCAUAGAGAUCGCUUGCAAACCGUGUCUCGAGAAGGGACGCGAAGCUAUUGAUCGCAGCCUCAACCCCGACUACGAUCCAGACGACGACCACGACUCCAUUCGUGCACCUCUCGAUCCAAACCCUCCUCCUCCUUCCAACGAUGAUGAUUCUGAUUCAACUUCCAGUGUCGUCAAAACCGGCUGAUCUUCAUCGAUCUCCGUCAAAAUCAUCAUCUCUGUAGUUUCGGUACUUGCCCUAAUCACACCGCAUUUUCACCGUCUAUUUCUCUCAAUUUCAGUGUUUGUGAUUUUCUUGUCUUUCCCGGAAAUUGCAGAAAGUAAAAGAAAGAAACAUCCUCUUUUUUGGUUUUUUAUUAUCUGUAAGAUUGUUGUGGUGUGGGUGAUCUGAUCAGGUUGUGAGAAAAAUAUUAAUGUUUAAACAAUAUAAUUUUGUUCAUUUUUCUCAAA